GCUAGCUUGUAGUCACCGGCUGGCGUCAUCCUUCUAUCAGUGGUUAACGUCAUUCAUUGUCUCUGCUGCAUUCCUUUCUGUUCAGAUUCACUUAGGAGGUAAUCAUGUUUCUUCCCUUUUAGAUUCACAGUAGGAGAAUAAGAUUUCGCAUCUCCCUCUUCGGCCAUAAAAACCCUUCUCUGUUCCUUCUUCUUCAUCUUCCUUUCUCCUCCUUGCACACACUGGGCCGGUUCUACCCCUGGCCCACUGUGCUGGCUUUUAUAUAUCGUGAGGACUUUUACUUAGUUAUAGUUAGCUAGCGUCAGUAACCGACGCACAUCUUUAUCCCCUCCCACUUGUCCUUGCUAAAUCCACUAUUCUCUGCCGAGUGCCAACUUAGUAUCGACGAAGUAUGGCGGCACCAAUGCAAAUCGACAGCGAGCUCUACGAACAAUACGACAAGGAAUGGGUAGCAAGAGCUUUAUGGGAUCCCGUCGAAUACCAAAGCUUCCGCAACAACCAGCUAAGAAUUCAGCGUGCUGCUAUAGAACAAUUUCCGAAUUCCGCGGACCUUAUCGCCGAUUCACAGGACAGAAUUAAUUGGAUCGAAAAACAUACACCUGCAGGACCAGUGUUUCCGCCGUCUGAGCCGAUAGGACUUACCCUACUCGCAUAUCAUUGCAUUGAGAGGCUGAAAUAUAGCCUGGCUCACAUGCCAUUCCUAAGUGAAUCGAAGAGAGUCAAUAUCAAUGCGGUCAUUCGUGCUUACCGUAGCGGUUCCCUGAUUCCCAAGCCGGGUGACAUUACAUACUGGUAUGCCGGUAUACAGAAAGAAGACCCGGGACCUCCAGGUCAGCGUGAUGAAGCUCUUGCUCGGUGGACGAAGGAGCAUGGGGAAGGGUCAAUGUGGAUUGAAUCUGUAAGUGUUUUUUUUUUUCCCCUUCGUUGCCUCUCGUUAUGUGCCGUUGAAGAAAGGUACCCAACUAAAUGAUAAAUUAACUACCUAUAGGUCGUACCAAUGCACAACUGUAGCCCGCAAAUGGCAUCAUUACCUAUCUAUUUACCCACCGUUACCUCAGGUACCUAAUUUCAAUUCAUGGCGACUCGGUACAUUUCCCUAUGGCCAAACAGACCUAUAAUUGAGCAACAGUGACCCGAUCAUCUCUACGGGCCCGGGUCCCGUACUCUGAUGGCAAGGUAAGCCAUCUACUCCAUAUCUCUGAAUAAGUUAGUUUAUAAAGUUGGUAAAUGAAUGAGGGAGAUACGUCAUAUGCACUUCGUGGCAGACUGCUGGAAGAUGCCUGUCCCAUUGGGACCUCUCUGGCUCAAUUCGAUGUGUUGUUUAUUUUCAAGAGUACUCCCCUGUAUUGCCUGUGGAUGUUUAAUUAUUAUUGGCCGAUUUAAUGACAUAUAAUAUCAGUUGUGCAAUAUA
Molecule: messenger RNA, 1411 nt
Organism: Paecilomyces variotii
Lineage: Eukaryota; Fungi; Ascomycota; Eurotiomycetes; Eurotiales; Thermoascaceae
Exons: 3
Coding region: 392-970 (192 amino acids)
Source: RefSeq, a predicted model, not a curated record